Messenger RNA from Girardinichthys multiradiatus, 2876 nucleotides. RefSeq names its product PMS1 homolog 2, mismatch repair system component (gene pms2). Gene Ontology annotation, biological process: mismatch repair. The record is from RefSeq and is a predicted model, not a curated record. NCBI's taxonomy places the organism in Eukaryota, Metazoa, Chordata, Actinopteri, Cyprinodontiformes, Goodeidae. Gene Ontology annotation, cellular component: MutLalpha complex. Bases 126 to 2663 code for a protein of 845 amino acids. The transcript is spliced from 15 exons. Gene Ontology annotation, molecular function: ATP hydrolysis activity; ATP binding; mismatched DNA binding.
GAAUGAGUGAAAACAAGUCACCUACAUUUGAAUAAGGCGAAUAAUCUGCCAGUGUACCGGUCCGUCUAGUGUAAGGUUUCAAGCUGUGGGGAUCCAGCAGGGAUCCACUGGAAAUGCUGUGAAAUAUGUCCGAUGUUUGCACUUCUGAGGCAGCUGGAGCCAUACGGGCCAUUGACAAACACUCAGUACACCAGAUCUGCUCAGGACAAGUAGUUCUGAGUUUGGCCACAGCUGUCAAAGAGCUGGUGGAGAACAGCAUUGAUGCGGGAGCAACCAACGUCGAUGUCAAGCUGAAGGACUCUGGUGCUGAACAAAUAGAAGUGUCAGACAAUGGCAGAGGUGUCGAAGAGGCUAACUUUGAAGCACUCACACUAAAACAUCACACCUCAAAGCUGAGAGAUUUCUCAGAUCUUAUCCACGUGGAAACAUUCGGCUUUCGAGGUGAAGCCCUGAGCUCUUUGUGUGCUCUAAGCGACCUGAGUGUGAUUACAUGCCAUGAGUCCAGCCAAGUAGGCACCAAACUGGUGUUUGACCAUCAGGGCUACCUUGUGCAGCGGUCCCCCUGUCCCAGGCAGCCAGGCACCACGGUCACUCUGCAGCAGCUCUUCUACACGCUGCCAGUUAGGCACAAGGAGUUCCAACGUAAUAUCAAGAAGGAGUAUGCUAAGAUGAUACAUGUCCUGCAGGCCUACUGCAUCAUCUCUACAGGGGUGCGUAUUACCUGCUCCAACCAAAACGGGCAGGGAAAGCGCAGCACCGUCCUCAGCACCAGCGGCAGCAACACGAUGAGAGAGAACAUCGGAGCCAUAUUUGGACCAAAGCAGCUUCAGAGUCUUCUGCCUUUCCAGCAAGUAUCUCCUGCAGAGAAUAUUAUGGAAGAAUAUGGACUUAAGGAUGGUGAUUUACCCAAACCACUUUUUUCAAUCACAGGCUUUGUGUCCACUGUGGACCACGGCGUAGGGCGGAGCGUCUCAGACAGGCAGUUCUUCUUCAUCAACAGCCGCCCAUGUGACCCCAUUAAGGUCAGCAAACUCACAAAUGAGGUCUAUCACAUGUAUAACAGACACCAGUAUCCUUUCGUUGCCCUGAACAUAGCUGUUGCCUCAGACUGCGUGGAUGUGAAUGUAACCCCUGACAAACGACAGGUUUUCCUUCAAGAGGAGAAGCUCUUACUUGCCAUUCUAAAGGCCUCUCUCAUCACCAUGUAUGAAGCUGGAGUUAAUAAGAUCAGCCUGAACUAUACAGCAGCACCGAUUGUAGCAUCUGCAUCUAAAGACGUUCUCUUUUCUGGUGACAACAAGGCAGAACCUGUAGAGAACAACCAACCUGCUACUCCAAGCCUAAAGUCAGCCAUGAACCUGGCCGCCCUCAAAGCUGCUUUUUCAAACAAGAACAGCGCCCCCUCUGGGAGUAAGUCAAGCAUGGAAAAAGCUUCCAACAGCGGGCCGAGCCAGAAAACUCUGCAGUGUUUCUUUAAGGACUCUGUUAAAUCUGCCAGCACCCAAUGUAUGAAGUCACCUGUACAACUCAAAACAGAGGCAGUUAAAUGCAGCUCAGGGGGAGGGUCUGUCCUCGAUGGGUUCAGGUAUGGAGGGAUGUCCAUUAGCAAUCAGGAGUCUGAAAAAGACAGUUCUUUGGCCAGUUGUGACUUUGCAGUAGAAUCACCAGAUUCCUCUGAACCAGUUGUUGAAAGUGUAAAUAAUGACUCCACAGUCAGCCAAAAUCACCCUGAGGACACAGAGUUACAGACUAAAGCAUGUUCAUCCACUGAGGACUCCAUAAUCAGCCCUGAAGCUAAAAGAGCCAGAAUAGAUAAUCCAGGUUUCACUACGGAACAACGAUCUGAUGCCACUUCAAAACACUUAGAUACCCCUUCUUCCAUGUUAGACGUCCCUGUCUGUCUACAGAGGAAGACUAUUCCUUUGCAUUUCUCCCUGCAAGACCUGGCAGCAAGCAUGAAGAGGCUGCUGGACCAGCAGAGGCAGAGGGCUGGGGAGAAGCUGCAUUACAGACGAUUCAGGGCCAAGAUCAACCCUGGAGAAAACCAAAGUGCUGAGGACGAGCUCCGGAGAGAGAUUAGUAAGGAAAUGUUUAAAGAAAUGGAGAUCAUCGGUCAGUUUAACCUGGGCUUCAUCAUCACCAAACUGAACUCGGACAUUUUUAUGAUUGACCAACACGCCACUGAUGAGAAAUACAACUUUGAGAUGCUGCAGCAACACACUGUGCUCCAAGGACAGAAACUCAUUGUCCCACAGCCACUCCACCUCACUGCAGUCAGCGAGAACGUGCUCAUAGAGAACCUGGAGAUUUUCCAAAGGAAUGGAUUUGAGUUUCUGAUCGAUGAAGAUGCUCAGGUGAUGGAGAGAGUGAAGCUGGUCUCUUUGCCCACCAGUAAAAACUGGACCUUUGGCCCAGCCGACAUUGAAGAGCUGAUCUUCAUGCUGAGUGACAGCCCGGGCGUCAUGUGCCACCCGUCAAGAGUCAGGCAGAUGUUCGCUUCUAGAGCGUGUCGGAAAUCAGUGAUGAUUGGCACAGCUCUGAGUGUCAGUGAGAUGAAGAAGCUUGUGAUUCACAUGGGUGAGAUUAAGCAUCCAUGGAACUGUCCUCACGGCAGGCCCACCAUGAGACACCUCGCCAACCUGGAAAUCAUCUCACAGGACUGACCCCAAAAAUAAAAAAAGACGUUUUACUGUGUCUUUCAAUGCUCUGUCAGUCAGUUCUGUCAUAUAUUACCCUUAGGAUUUUUACAUUAGUUCAAUUACUGGUAUGCACUUUUUUUUAAGGCCAGUUCUGAUAUAGUUAGAUUUUUUCUAUUAUUAAAAAAAAUCAUAUUGUUUUUAUUUGUGAUUUCCAAUAAAUGAUGUACAUAGCAAAAA